Messenger RNA from Suillus plorans, 959 nucleotides. Its product is annotated as RNA polymerase Rpb4-domain-containing protein. NCBI's taxonomy places the organism in Eukaryota, Fungi, Basidiomycota, Agaricomycetes, Boletales, Suillaceae. Gene Ontology annotation, molecular function: nucleotide binding. The coding region runs from base 193 to 816 and encodes 207 amino acids. The record is from RefSeq and is a predicted model, not a curated record. Gene Ontology annotation, cellular component: RNA polymerase III complex. Gene Ontology annotation, biological process: transcription initiation at RNA polymerase III promoter. The transcript has 3 exons.
AUGCCUUUAUAUCCAUCGGCGGGUCGGGGACUGGCUCUGAUCUAGGACAUGCAAGGUUUAGCAACAUACACCGAUUGCAAUGUAUCUACUUUGUAGAUCAGUCGGGGACGUCCGGCUAAUCGGGCCUGUAAUACGUUCGCGAAAUUUUAUUACAUUUUUUCUGUUCCUGGUUUGCAACCUACUAACGUGUCUAUGGAGGUUGUAAAUGCUCGGUCAGCACUCUUAUCAAACUUUGAAGUCCUAAACCUCCUUCGCGAACUAGAUGCGGAGCACAUCGCCCGCACAAAAACUGCCAUCCGUGUCAAAAAAGAAGAAGAGGCUGCGGGAAAGAACUCGCAUGACACUCAUACUGAAGAGAUAAGCGAGAACCUUCGCACAGUCGAGCUGGAAGCUAUUCAAUAUCUAUCUGCGGACUACCAGCCGAGCCUCCAUCAAUCAGACGCGAGCAUCACGCAGCUCGUGGGCGGUCUUCAGUCGUUUGGAUUGUCGAAAGCAGAAAAGCUUCAGAUAGUCAACUUGGCUCCGACUGAGCCGGUAGAGCUAUAUGUUAUCGUCGAAGAACUCGAAGAUCGGUUGGGGAACCAGAUGGAAGACCUUCUUGCUGCAGUAUCUAAGUCGUUGAGCGAAAGGGCUCCUGAACAUCCGAAUGGGACUGUGGUUGUACCUGAAGUCAAACAGACGCGCGAUGAAGCUGCAGUGGAGGUCUACGAAGAAGCGGAUCAAGAGACUUGGGGAUAUGAUGCAAACGCAAUGGAGUUUGAUGAUACGGGAGAGGGAGCAGGCGUCGAAGGCGACCUUGACGUUGAUGAUGAUUGAGGAUGUUGUGGUUCAAGGGAUGCAUUGAUGGACGCUCCUACUCAACGUCUCCGACAGCUCUUGAAUAUACCUCAGAUCUAGCUGUCACGAAGGCUAAGGAAAAAAUAUCAUCGUGAGGCAAAGUACAUCUCUCACAGAUCUUU